Molecule: messenger RNA, 1074 nt
Organism: Striga hermonthica
Lineage: Eukaryota; Viridiplantae; Streptophyta; Magnoliopsida; Lamiales; Orobanchaceae
Source: the annotation of a GenBank genome assembly
AUGACUGAGGUAAAAAACGUAAUUCUGGAGAUGACAAGGAAUAAUGUGUGUCCGACUGGAAGGACCUUCGGCAUUAUAAUCUCAGGCUACUGCAAGGAAGGCAGAAUACAGGAUGCCUUGAGAUUCGUUUACGAGAUGAAAGAUCUCGGAUUAAAGCCUAAUCUCGUCAUCUUCAAUACGUUGAUCAAUGGGUGUCUUGACGCGUCGGAUAUUAAUGAGGUUGUAGGUUUGAUGGCAAAUUUCAAUGUCAAACCGGAUGUGAUCAUGUUCAGAACUAUCAUGAGUGCAUGGAGCAAGGCCGGCUGCAUGAUCAAGUGCCGUGAGGUUUUUGAGAACAUGGUCCGGGCCGGCAUAAAGCCUGAUGUCCAUGAAUACAGCAUCCUAGCGAAGGGCUACGUGCGGGCCCAGGAGCCCGAGAAGGCAGAGGAACUCCUGGCUACCAUGGAGAAAGCCCGUGUGGGCCCGAGUGUUGUGGUCUACACAAUCGUCAUCAGUGGAUGGUGCAGCCGGGGCUCGAUGAGGUCCGCCCUUAAGGUUUUUGGGCAAAUGGUCAAUCAAGGGAUUUUCCCCGAUCUAAAGACCUUUGAAACCCUUAUCCGGGGAUAUGCAAGAAACAAGUUGCCGGGGAAGGCCAAGAAAGUUCUACGGAUUAUGGAGAAGUUUGGGGUUCGACCCGAAAAGAGCACUUUUGGGUUGAUUCCCCAAGCUUCAUGUGGGGCCAGUCUAAUCAAUGAGGCAAACCGGAUAAUGGGCUCGUCUGGAAAUUCAGGUAUGGAUCAGGAAAUGCAUGAAGAUGGCCUAGAGAGAUAUUACGAGAAGGAAGGGGUAAAUUCGUCAUUUCCGAGGCUGAGGAUACCUAGUACGGUCUUGAGGGAUCAGAAGGGAUCAGCUGGCCAGGGCAAAAGAGGUCGGAUGGUGUUGAGGGAAGCCGGAGGUUCGUGCUCAACUAAAGUUGUGAAUUUUAAGUGUCGGCAUUUGAGCGGACGAUGGCCAGUGGCUAGCCGGAGAAGUUUCGAGGGGCAGCUGUGUGUGUCUGAUCAGUUUGCACCAUGUUGUAUGCAGCUCCUUUGUUGA